Asterias rubens (European starfish) is the source of this 2163-nucleotide messenger RNA. Its product is annotated as trafficking protein particle complex subunit 2-like protein. Lineage: Eukaryota; Metazoa; Echinodermata; Asteroidea; Forcipulatida; Asteriidae. The record is from RefSeq and is a predicted model, not a curated record. The transcript is spliced from 4 exons. The coding region runs from base 48 to 464 and encodes 138 amino acids. Gene Ontology annotation, biological process: endoplasmic reticulum to Golgi vesicle-mediated transport. Gene Ontology annotation, cellular component: cytoplasm; TRAPP complex; nucleus.
UAUUCAUUUCCACUCGCUGUAUUUUUUUCCUCUUCAUUCGCAGCAAGAUGGCAGUCUGUGUGGCAGUGAUAGCGAAAGAGAAUUAUCCACUGUACAUUAGCACCAUCCCUACUGAGAAUGAGCUCAAAUUCCACUACACCGUUCAUACAUGUCUAGACGUAAUCGAAGAGAAGGUUUCGGCCGUCGGCAAAAGCGUCAAUGACCCCAGGGAGUUGUACCUCGGACUUCUAUACCCAACGGAGGACUAUAAAGUGUACGGUUAUGUGACAAACACCAAGGUUAAAUUUGUGAUCGUUGUAGAGUCAUCCAAUAUGCAGCUGAGGGACAAUGAGAUAAGAAAUAUGUUUAAGACGUUACACAAUGCUUAUGUUGAUAUGCUCUGCAACCCUCUCUAUACACCAGGAGAAAACAUCAAGUCCAAAACAUUUGACAAUACAGUUAUGCAGAUGAUGGUUCAAGACUGAUCUCCUCUACAUCAUCAAAGAGAAGUCUCAUCACAAUGACCCCUUGCAGAUGCUGAACACACCUCCGCCAAAAUGUGCUUCCACCAUUUCUGGUCUUUCUGAUGGAGCACAGAGUAUUACCUUUAUUAUUGUACAGUCAUCGUGUCCUUUGCCAAUUCAAAUACAUGCAACCAGGGCCCACUUUCAUAAAGCUGCUUGCCAGUAAGCAAAUUUUGGGGCUCAUGAACGAUCAAGAUCUUUAGGGCUUGAACAUUACACUGGACCACAGGCCCUGAGGACAGUAGAUUCAGUGUCGGGCAAGAAGACUUAUGAACGGACAAGUCCGGAGGUCUUGUGUUUUUCAAUUGAAAAACAACUGAAUCCAUAGGAUGUUCUAUAGCUAAUGAGUAGAUUUUGUCACAAAGUGUUCAAAAAAAAAUAUAUAUAUAUUUAUGUUCUGGCAUAAUCGGUCAUUAAUGCAUGUCUCUGCACUCCAAGGGACUGUAAGUGGGUCCCUUUUCUCAAGCUAAAGGCCGAGGAAAAUAGGACCUUCUUCUGAUCACUCUAUGUCCCAAGAGGAGAUAGAUUUGUACUAGUGACCAAAUUAUACCAAAAUAUGUAUUUAAACACACCUCUGUCAAGAACCAAAAAAAUCAAUUGAAGGAAUGCUUUUAGUUCCCUAGACUCUGUAUUUUGGUUGCUAUUCACCAUUCACACUAAGAGAAGGCACUGUAACCAUUUAAAAAAAACUCUUUCUCACAAAUUUCACACACUUGCAAGCGUCUACAAAUGUGUAGGUCACGGUGGUGCAAAUUUAAUGCACUGGGCUAAAUUAUUGAACCUCAAGAGUCUGUGUUUUAUCCAGCCAGAAUACAGAACCAGGAAGAGGUGUGUUAUAAACAAAAAACCUUAACAUUUGGGACUAAUUGCACACAAGUCAUUCCUAACAAACUGACACUCUUGUUAGAUUUUAAGAUAAACUUGCAGACUCUAUUUUCUUCAUCAAGUAGUCACAUUGGACACAAAAAAGACAGAUCAUUGACACGGAUGUAUAUUUUGACAUUUUAUUUGCAUCUUCUUUCAAGUAACAGGUCAACAAUUGUAAACAUCUGGGGCCGAUCGCUUUUCUUUAGGGUUCAACUUUCUCAAAACAAAUGUUAUGGUGAAGAAAAGAAAACAUCCAAAAUUAAUAAAAAGAAAACAAGUUUUUCCCUUCAUGAGUCCUUAAAAUCCUGUAUCCUGUUGAUUUUAAAGAGUUUUAAUAAGCAUAUUUAAUUUAUCAUGUAUUUGUUUUCUCUUGCUAAUUGCCCUUUUUUAAUGAUGUAACCCCUUUACCGUUAUAUUUAACAUGAAAUGUAAUGAGAGAAAAAAUGUAAAUAUUGAAUGAAUAAAUAAAUAUUAUUAAAAAGUAUGUACGUAAAAAGGCACCCAGUUUCUGUUUAAUCGUCAGUCCUUUUAAUAAAACUUAAGCAGAUUCGACAUCUGAAAACUUGCAAUAAAAGACCAUUUUAACUCUUUAAAAUGUUUAUACUUCCUAACAAACAACCUACAUGAAAAACAAUUUUCCCCCGUAAAUUAAACAAAAGGUAAUUGUUUUCCUUUAAAAUCAUUAUUAAUAACAAAUGGGAUGUUAGAUUUGCUUAGAAAUCUGUCACAAGUUUCUUAGAUGUGAUCAAGGAAAUAAAUCAAACUAGUUUCAAGGACUAAGGUAGACAAUUGA